AUGAUCGCUAAAUUUUAUUGUCUCCUUCUUCUUAUUACCUUUAUUAUAUCUUCAGUUUCAUCACGAACUAUACAAGACACAACAACAACUGUAUCUGAAGUAAUUCAUUUGACUAUUCAUGAAAAUAGUUAUUCAGCUGAAGAUAAAUAUAAAUUAAUUAAUGAAUGUGUACAAAAAUGUAUGGAAAAUAAUCCAAAACAACCACAACAAGGAAAAGCGAAUGUUUUCAGUACUGGCAGAGAUAAUUGUAUUCAACUUCAAUGUCGCUUCUAUCAACGACGUCGUUAA
This is a messenger RNA of Adineta steineri, 288 nucleotides long. Lineage: Eukaryota; Metazoa; Rotifera; Eurotatoria; Adinetida; Adinetidae. The record is from the annotation of a GenBank genome assembly.